AUGGAUAAUUCAUUCUUAAUAUCAAUUGCAUUACUAAUAAGUGGAAUUCUAAUCUUGAUAUAAUUGAUAGUUUUCAACUCAGACAUGAAUAAAUUGCAAUUGACUAUAACUAUUGGAUAGAUAAUUGCAAGCAGUGUAUUUUUAAUUAAACCUUUUUUAAGAAGAAAAAUAGUUUAUCUUAUUUCUUUUAUCAAUGCCCAAUAAAUUUUAUAGUAAACAAAUUUUGAUUUCUUAUUUCUGGUAUUAACCCAGAUUUUAAGUAGUGAAUUAGAUAUAGAGAUUAAACUAAAUAAAGCUUUUAGAAUUUUACUUAUAAUCUCUUAAGUCUUUAGAGUAAUAUUUAAUUGGGAAAAUGAUAUAUUUGAAGCAGUUUAAAAUAUUUUUUCGCUCAUUAUUUCUUGUAUGUUGUGGAUGAAAUAAUAUUUAUAAUCUAAAAAGAAGAAAUCUAGUAUUAUCCAAAAUUCAGAUGCUAACAACAAUAAUCUAUAGUAUAAUUCUUAGACAAACUUUAUAGUAUCAUUAAAAUUAUUAGAUAGUGAAUUAUCGAUCCUAGAUAAUCUGCCUAUCGGAAUAAUGCUCUUAGAUUAUUAAUAAAGUAUAAAAUAUUGUAAUUAAUUUGCAAAAUAAUAUUUUAAAAAUUUUGAUUGUGAAACAAAUGAAGAAAUCAGCCUUUAGUUAAAAAAUUAGUUAAUUAAGUAAUAUUUUCAAAUUCAAAUAGGAUAUUACUGGAUCAUAUUGGAGGACCUGAAGAAAUAAAUAAUAAUAAUGAUAUGUAAAAAUCAAAUAGAGCUUUUUUAUCAAGCAUAAGGAUAGAUGAUCCUAUUUAAGCAAUUUUUAAUUAAAAGGAAGAAUAAUUUAAUCUUAUCUACAAAUACAAAGAAUUAAGCAAAAAUGGGAUAUCUAAAUCAAAAGUAGUAAAAAUUUCUUUAUUACAAUAAUUUUAUAAAUCUGAGUAAGUUACAAUAGUUCUAAUUUAAAAUGUGUCAAGCAAAGAAAGAAAGAAAGAGUUAGCUUAAUUUAUCAAAUUUUAAAAUAGUAUUUUAAAUUCCUUUUCUCAUGAAUUAAGAACACCUUUAAAUAGUUCAUUAUAGCUAUUAGAAGUAUUAUCAUCAUAAUUGAAUGAUAAAAUGAAUCAUGAGUAUGUUUAUCCUGCUUUAAAUUCAAAUAAGUUAUUACUAUUUCAAAUUAAUGAUAUACUUGAUUAUGCAGCAAUGCAAUCCAAUUCAUUUGUACAUCACUAUUCCAAAUUUAAUAUAAGAGAGAUCGCAGAUUAUUUAAAGUAAUUAUACACAGCAGCAUGUAAAAGUAAAGGAAUACUUUUAACUUUUAAAACUAAAUUAAUAAAUUAAAUUGUGAUAAAUGAUAAAUAAAGAAUAAUCUAAGUUCUCAUAAAUUUAUUAAAUAAUUCAAUAAAGUUUUCUCCCUCAAAUACUCACAUUCGAGUUCAAUUUAAAAAUAAGUUUAAAUUUUCUCAUUAAUACAUUAAAAUAAAAGUCAAGGAUUAAGGUUUUGGGAUAUCGGAGUAAAAAUUAAGUUUUAUUUUUCGAGAAUUGCAUUCCGUUUCAUCUGAAGAAAGUGGAUAUUGGAUGACUCAAAAUUAAUUAUCUUCAGGUAUUGGAUUGAAAAUGUCAAAUCGUUUAAUUCAAGGCUUGGCAAUAAUUGAAUCAAGAAAAAAUUAAUUUUCAAUUAAAUCUGCUCUCUAAAAAUAUACAUAUAUUUCAUUUUACAUUUCAGAUAUGUUAUUCAUUAAAGAUGAUAAUGAAUCAAUUUCAAAUGCUUAAAGUGAUGAUAUAUUCUGUAUAUCAAUGAAUAAGAGUCUUGAUUUUAAAUUAAUUCAAAAUAUAAGCCAAAAAUCUUGUGAUUGUUCAGCAAUAUUACUUGUUGAUGAUGUUCCAUUUAAUGUUUAAGCUUUAAAGACUAUUUUAUUGUAAUAUAAAAUUAAUAGUGAUACUGCUUAUAAUGGUUUUGAGGCUAUAGAUUUAGUUAUCUCAAAGUAUUAACAAAAAUAAUGCCAUCCUUUUUAUUAAUUGAUAUUGAUGGAUAUAGAAAUGCCAUUGCUAAAUGGUAUACAAGCGACUUAAAAGGUAUAAAUAACAUAUAGAAUAAGAUAAUAUCAUUUUUCAAUUCAAUCAAUGUAAAUCCUCCAGUAAUUGUAGCUAAUUCUGCUUAUGAUUCAAAUAAAGAAGACUUGUCCAUAUUUUAGGAUACGUUACCAAAACCUGUAGAUUAAUCGAAACUUAAAUCUAUUUUACAAAAGUAUUUAACUAAUUUUUUUUGA
Molecule: messenger RNA, 2278 nt
Organism: Paramecium sonneborni
Lineage: Eukaryota; Ciliophora; Oligohymenophorea; Peniculida; Parameciidae
Source: the annotation of a GenBank genome assembly